UCCCAUCGUUUCGCAGCAAGUUGAUUCCCUGCUCUACUGCAAUUUCACUACAAUCUAAAGCAACAUGCCCCCGCUACCGCACAUUUUCACUGACACAAAACUAGAAACAACUAUCGUCAACCUCACUACUCGCCUCGUGCAAAGCGUGGCGGAAGGUGAUUGGGAAACAUAUGCGUCUCUGGUGUCCCACGAUAUGACGGCUUUUGAACCAGAAUCGGGCGAACAUCAGGUUCAAGGCCUAGAUUUCCACAAAUUCUACUUUUCCCUUGCUCACGCCCAAAGUGCUACUUCCCCACCGCCUUACGCAAGUCUUCCACCAGCAACAACAACCCUGGUCUCCCCCCAUGUCCGUAUUCUCUCUUCAGACCGCUGUUCGGCGCUCAUCACCUACGUGCGUCUUGUCCAGCGUGUUAAACAGACUCCCGAAGGAACGUUGGAGCCAGUAACUACCACUUCGCAGGAGACUAGGGUUUGGGAGCUGGACCGAAAGGAGGGCGCAUGGAGGAAUGUGCAUUUCCACCGGUCGCUUGUAAAAGCGCCUGAAGUUAUCAUUAAGGAGGUGAAGGCUAAGUUGUAGGACAUUGUAGGGCAUCAAUUCAGCAAAACCUAUUCAGAUAAAUGACUAGGGUUUUAAGACAAAUUCUGUACAUUUUGAUCUGCGAUACACACCCCCAUUACAAUGAAUAACAAUAUUAUAUACAUAAGGCCA
Spizellomyces punctatus DAOM BR117 is the source of this 709-nucleotide messenger RNA. RefSeq lists its product as uncharacterized. Bases 65 to 577 code for a protein of 170 amino acids. Lineage: Eukaryota; Fungi; Chytridiomycota; Chytridiomycetes; Spizellomycetales; Spizellomycetaceae. Gene Ontology annotation, biological process: protein phosphorylation. Gene Ontology annotation, molecular function: calcium/calmodulin-dependent protein kinase activity; calmodulin binding. The transcript has 2 exons. The record is from RefSeq and is a predicted model, not a curated record.